GAGUGCAGAUGAGUGUGUAAAUACUGUGUACACUAAGAUUUACAGUGUUGCUUUGUGCUUCUGAAUGUGUUCAUCUGACUGUGUGUGUGCAGACCUAUCAGCUGCUCUUUAAUGUUAGGAUGCAGUGAAUGACGUGUGUCUUUGUGCAAUUAUUGGUGUCUCUCCAGUCAGCUUAGAAUUACCCUGACCCAACCUGUGUGUUUGUGUGUGUGUGAGUGUGUGUGUGUGUUUUAAAGAUAGAGAGAGAAGGAGUGAGUAUGCAGAUAUGCCAACUUCAUUAACUAUUAGGAAGAAGUGAGGGCUAAUUCUAAACUAUUAUUUGACCCACGAUGUGUGUGUAAGUGCAGAUGAGUGUGUGUGUGUGUGAGAGAGAGAAAGACAAAGACAAAGAGAAAGAGAGAGUAUGCAGACAUGCUAACCUUACUUACUAUACAUUUUUACAUUUUACGAAUGCAGAUAUGUACAAGGGUGGAGAAUUGUUUGUGCGCGCGUGUGUGUGUGAGUUUGUGUGUGUUAAAAAGAGUGAAGUAUUAUGUGUAAUGGAGUAUGCAGACAUGCUAACCUUACUAACUAUUAGGAAGAAAUGUUUGCUAAGUCUAUUAUUUCGUCUCCUUAUGUAACCAGGCCACAGACACACAGACCAGUGUCUCCAGUGCCCAGCUGUGUGUCUAUGAAGAGUGACUGGUCUAUGCCUGACGGUCCUAAUUUCAGCAGUGGACCACCACAGUCUGAGCCAAAGCCACAGACACACAGACCAGUGUCUCCAGUGCCCAGCUGUGUGUCUAUGAAGAGUGACUGGUCUAUGCCUGACGGUCCUAAUUUCAGCAGUGGACCACCACAGUCUGAGCCAAAACCACAGACACACAGACCAGUGUCUCCAGUGCCCAGCUGUGUGUCUAUGAAGAGUAACCGGUCGAUGCCCGACGGUCCCAAUUUCAGCAGUGGACCACCACAGUCUGAGCCAAAUGUUCUGAGGAAUGUUCUGACCCAGGAUCAGUCCGGGUGUGGAGUAUGUGAGCAGCUACUGAGGGACCCAGUCAUCACCACCUGUGGACACCGUUUCUGCAGGCAGUGCAUCAGCAGCUACUGGAGCCAAUCUGGUCCAUCAGGAGACAACAGCUGUCCCCAGUGCAGAAAGAGAUUCAGAGCACAACCCUUUCUAAACCCUGACAUAACCAUGGCACAACCUCUGUUAUACCCACAUACAACCAUGACACAACCUCCUGUAUAUCCCCAAACAGCCAUGGCACAAUCUUCUAUCUACCAACACAGAGAAAUGAUGGCACAGCUUCAUCUAAAGCCAUCUACAACCAUGGCACAAGUUCCUCCAUAUCCACCCUCAGACUCGGGGCAAAACCCUCUAUACCCACACUUACAUAUGGCACAGAUUUCUCCACAACCUCCUUUGGAUGAGUCCAUAGUCAUGGAAGAAAGCAAACAUCUCCAAACUGAGCAUGCGCCUGUACAACGGACCAAAAUAACAGGUCUGGCCAGAGUGGAUGGUGGGGUUCAAUUGGACAUCCCUGCUGACUCUGGAGGGCCAAAACAAGGAGGGGGUAAGGACCCAAUGUCGGUGAUUUCACAUUUGGAUCCAGCGCAUGUUGUUGUAAUUAUGAUAUUUCUAAGUAGGUGAGACUUUGGGAUUCAUAAGAGCUGAACAGGAAAAAGAAGAGAGGUUUUAUUUGAAGUUUAAGUGCAAAAGACGUUAGAGAAGAGUUGGGUCUUCAGCUGCUUUGGG
Clupea harengus (Atlantic herring) is the source of this 1738-nucleotide messenger RNA. RefSeq lists its product as uncharacterized. Bases 584 to 1633 code for a protein of 349 amino acids. Gene Ontology annotation, molecular function: protein binding. The record is from RefSeq and is a predicted model, not a curated record. The transcript is spliced from 5 exons. Lineage: Eukaryota; Metazoa; Chordata; Actinopteri; Clupeiformes; Clupeidae.